GGCCUUGGGCCCACCCCGGCCGCUGCCCUUCGCCCGCCAUCGCCCGCCCGAGGGCCGGGGACGUUGGGGGGGGGGGGGGGUUUGUCUGUGUGUGAGGGGGCGAUUGGCGGACCCAGGCUGCCUGCAGCGAGCCAAACCGUUCCGCACAACUUUGUCGUCUUAAAAAUAAUCAGGAAAAAAAAGAAGAAAAAAAAAAGCCCCUUUCCGCUGGCAGACGAGCCCAGAGUGCCGCCAGGCGGGAGCCAGAGAUGACCAAGGAAGAAGAACUACCAGACUGGAGCUCAUCCAAGGAGUUUUAUGAAAAAUAUGAGCCGAAGGAAGUUUUGGGCAGGGGGGUGAGCAGUGUUGUCCGUCGGUGCAUUCACAAAACAACCCGGCAGGAAUAUGCCGUGAAGAUUAUUGAUAUCACAGCCGGUAACAUAACCCCCAAGGAGGUGCAGGAACUGCGAGAAGCCACUGCUAAAGAGAUCGACAUUCUCCGGAAAGUCGCAGGCCAUCCCAACGUCAUCCAGCUGAAGGACAGCUAUGAAUCCAGCACCUUCUUCUUCUUGGUGUUUGACCUGAUGAAGAGAGGGGAGCUCUUUGACUACCUCACUGAGAAAGUCACCUUGAGUGAGAAGGAAACCAGGAAGAUCAUGCGUGCACUGUUGGAAGUGAUCCAGUACCUCCACUCCAUCAACAUCGUCCACCGGGACCUGAAGCCGGAGAACAUCCUCCUGGAUGACGACAUGAACAUUAAGCUGACGGACUUUGGCUUUUCCUGCCAGCUGCACGAGAACGAGAAGCUCAAAGAGAUCUGCGGCACGCCUGGCUACCUGGCUCCGGAGAUCCUGCAGUGCUCCAUGGAUGAUGAGCACCAAGGCUACGGGAAGGAGGUCGAUAUGUGGAGCACCGGGGUGAUCAUGUACACCUUGCUGGCCGGCUCGCCUCCCUUCUGGCACCGCAAGCAGAUGCUGAUGCUGCGGAUGAUCAUGAACGGGGACUACCAGUUCGGCUCCCCAGAGUGGGACGACCGCUCGGACACCGUCAAGGACCUGAUCUCCCGGUUCCUGGUGGUGGACCCGCGGCAGCGGUACACGGCCGGUGAGGCGCUGGCCCACCCCUUCUUCCAGCAGUAUGACGUGGAGGAGGUCCGGCAUUUCAGCCCCUUCCGGAAAUUCAAGGUGAUCUGCCUGACCGUCCUGGCGUCGGUCCGUAUUUACUACCAGUACCGGCUGGUCAAGUCGGUCACCAGGGAGCUGGUGGUGCGGGACCCGUACGCCCUGAAGCCCAUCCGCAAGCUGAUCGAUGCCUGCGCCUUCAGGACCUACCGGCACUGGGUGAAGAAGGGAGAGGCGCAGAACAGAGCUGCCCUCUUCGAGAACACCUGCAAGGCCAUUUUGCUGACCCUGGCAGCCGAGGAAGGGCUGUUUUGAUCGCUGCUGCGUAAGCCGAUGAGUUUGCUCAGAGUUAAGGCGAGUAAAAUCUUUGAAAACCAA
Messenger RNA from Aquila chrysaetos chrysaetos, 1478 nucleotides. RefSeq names its product phosphorylase kinase catalytic subunit gamma 1 (gene PHKG1). The coding region runs from base 249 to 1415 and encodes 388 amino acids. The transcript has 11 exons. Gene Ontology annotation, molecular function: phosphorylase kinase activity; ATP binding; calmodulin binding. The record is from RefSeq and is a predicted model, not a curated record. NCBI's taxonomy places the organism in Eukaryota, Metazoa, Chordata, Aves, Accipitriformes, Accipitridae. Gene Ontology annotation, biological process: protein phosphorylation; glycogen biosynthetic process. Gene Ontology annotation, cellular component: phosphorylase kinase complex.